Molecule: messenger RNA, 1371 nt
Organism: Nothobranchius furzeri (turquoise killifish)
Lineage: Eukaryota; Metazoa; Chordata; Actinopteri; Cyprinodontiformes; Nothobranchiidae
Product: cerebellin-1
Biological process (GO): maintenance of synapse structure
Cellular component (GO): synaptic cleft; glutamatergic synapse
Molecular function (GO): protein binding
Source: RefSeq, a predicted model, not a curated record
UGCUCUAACACAGGGGUUCCCUGGAACAGAAACAGUCCCAGAGAGAGGAAGAGAGAGGGGGAGAAAGAGGAGUAGGGAUGAAACUGAAGGUAACAGAUGAAGCUAAAGCUCUUGGGAUGUGCUCACUGUUCUGGGACAAGCUGCUGUCUGUGUCGCUGCAGAAGUUAGAGGUCUGAAGAUUUUAAUGGUCCUUCAGGAGCUAGUUACCUUCAUCUAGCUGCUGCCAAGGAAGACCAUCAUCUUCAUGACAACUAAAAUUUGUCUCUGGAAAGGAUCUAGCAAAAGCCAGCAGGACUUUUACCUGAAUCAUUAGAUGAGAUGUGAGGAAACUCUGGUUUCUUUGAUGGUGAAACUAUGUCUCUGUAGUUAAAGUGAAGUGCAGUAGAAGUUGUCCCUGAAGAUUAGUAUCGGAGAAAAAUACAAGUAGAAGAAUACCACCCUCAAAUUCAAUAGUGUUUGGAACAAUGGUCUAUCCACGGCUCCCUCCUGCCCCAUUCCUCUCUCCACACUUGGUCUUUCUUGCUGGACUGCUGCUUGUCGGACGCUGGGCACCUUUGGAAGUGAGAGGCCAGAAUGACACAGAGCCGAUCGUGUUGGAGGGAAAGUGUCUGGUCGUUUGUGACUCUACGCCGUCAGCAGAACCAUCAGGAAGUGCUCUAGGCUUGUCCGUGAGGUCAGGAACGGGUCGGGUGGCAUUUUCAGCCAUCCGUAACACCAACCAUGAACCAUCAGAGAUGAGCAACCGCACCAUGACCAUCUACUUCAAUCAGAUUUUGGUGAACGUUGGCAGCCAUUUUGAUCCAGCGACGAGUAUCUUUGUGGCCCCCAGGAAAGGAGUCUACAGCUUCAGCUUUCAUGUUGUUAAAGUUUACAACCGCCAGACGAUACAAGCGAGUUUAGUUCUCAACGGCUGGCCGGUGAUCUCAGCUUUUGCAGGGGACCAGGACGUGACAAGGGAAGCUGCCACCAAUGCUGGGUUGGUGAUAAUGGAGCGAGGGGACAAGGCGUACCUAAAACUGGAGAGGGGGAACCUGAUGGGAGGAUGGAAGUACUCCACCUUCUCUGGGUUUCUGGUGUUCCCCUUGUAGGGUCUGUUGAGAUGAUGUUGUGUGGGUGGAAGAGGGAGUAACCGUAUUGGAAUCUACGUUGAACUUAUCUCAAUCUGUUGAUUGGGUGAAUUUUUGUUGCACCAAACACUCUUGAAUGUAAUUUCCAUAGUGACUGCACUUUUGUGGCCUGUUCCCUCUUGUCUGCUGCAGGUAUUUAAUCUGUUCUCAUGCAUGCUCCAGAAGUUUAGUUUGUGGUUUUACUUUUAUGCAUGAAACACAGUUUACACAAGGCUUGUGACAUUAAAUAUCAUUGCUGUCUGUU